CAGAUUUUAAAAAAAAACUAUUUUUUGGUUCUGUAAUUAACACUUCUUAUUAAUAACUAUAGCGCAUAUAUAUACAUCUGUUGAACUAUAAAUGCAUGCUAAAGUUCAGUAUAAACUGUAGAAAAAGGAAGAAACUUGUGAAGUAUGUGAAAGUUGAUAAGUAUACAACCGUUUAUUACAAGCUAAUCCAGUACGGUUACUGUGACGACAAAACAAACACACUUCCACUUUCGUCCUGGCAGCAUGUACAGGAACCUUGACCUUAGCCAACACGAACUGGGGGCGAGCCAGUUUAUACUUUCACCAACCAUUUAGCAAUUUAAUAAAGCUUCAUUCGCUGAAGGCUGUGUGUUACAACGGACUUUCCCAAGGAUUUUUUUUCCCACCCCACACUAAGUAAGAAUAUUUAAAGCCAUCGUGAUGAGGGUAUUACUACACUUUCGAUUAAUUAUUUCUGGUCAAAACAGGUUUCCUCGUUUACCAACACAACUUGUAUGUCAGUGGAAAAGUGUGCGUAAAUAGUACGUGUUGCAGGUACUGAUGAUCAACGGUCUCUCUUUGUUGCAGUUCAGAUUGGACAGUUAUAAAAGGAUGAGCCAAGAGGAUCAGUGGAAGUGGAUUAUUACGGCCAUCCUACUUGUUAUAGUAGGACUACUGCCUAAUUCCAGUGGUACUCAAGUUAAAGGUGGGAUCGGAGGUGGUAGUUGGCAAGGUGGUGGUGGUAGUUGGCAAAGCGGUGGUGGAGGUGGUAGCUGGAAAGGCGGUGGUGGAGGCGGUAGAUGGCAAGGCGGUGGUGGAGGCGGUAGAUGGCAAGGCGGUGGUGGAGGCGGUAGAUGGCAAGGCGGUGGUGGAGGCGGUAGUUGGCAAGGAGGGAGCGAUGGCUACCCCAAUAAUAAUGCUGGAGUCUGGAAAGAUGAAAUAAGAACAUUCCCGAAAACAAGCUUUAAGUGUUCGAACCAACCCUACGUCCCAGGCUACUAUGCUGACGUAGAAACACAAUGCAAGGUUAGUCCACGCAAACAGUAAGUACAAUAAUGAAUCAAUGAUGACGCUGGUAAAAUUCAACUGAAUUGUACUAUUUACAGUUAAAACAGCAUAUUGUAACUAGUCAUUUCUUUAUAUUAGGUUUUGAAGCGUUAAGAUCCAAUAUGAAGUAUUUCCAUUCUUUUAAAUACACUAACAAUAUUACAAAGUAUGUUUGAUUUUUAUUUUAUUACUCUGUUAACUGAUGUACCCCUUCAACGCACGGGGAAUUAUAUAGAAGGCCCCCGGGUCGCUGAUAUAGUGGGUUCAGAUUCGAACGCCUUGCCAUUCCUCGGGAGACCGUAUACAUGUCAGGCUUGGCGACAAUCGGACACAACGCACAGGAAAGACAUAGAGUCCCCAUAGAGUGACAAAGGGAGGGUCAAAUCCGAACGCCGACUUUCUAUGUCACUUCUCGGCGGGCUCUAAGGGUACAAGUAAGGUUUGGAGACAAUCGGUCCAGCGGUUCGCCAGUUAUAAGUGGAAAAAACACUCAAAUACCUUUGUCAAACAAUAUGACAUAGUGGUUUAGACUGUUGAAUAUUUCUCUGAUGAUUGCUUCAGGAUGUUUUAUCAAUUCUACAAUGUCUUUCUGAAACUCCAUGAACAUGUAAAUUAUGAAAGGCCAUAGUCACUAGUGAUUAAAUGUAAAAAAAUAUU
This is a messenger RNA of Limulus polyphemus (Atlantic horseshoe crab), 1683 nucleotides long. RefSeq names its product putative glycine-rich cell wall structural protein 1. The transcript has 4 exons. The record is from RefSeq and is a predicted model, not a curated record. Bases 541 to 1026 code for a protein of 161 amino acids. NCBI's taxonomy places the organism in Eukaryota, Metazoa, Arthropoda, Merostomata, Xiphosura, Limulidae.